Aspergillus pseudotamarii is the source of this 1698-nucleotide messenger RNA. RefSeq names its product major facilitator superfamily domain-containing protein. Gene Ontology annotation, biological process: transmembrane transport. Lineage: Eukaryota; Fungi; Ascomycota; Eurotiomycetes; Eurotiales; Aspergillaceae. The transcript is spliced from 4 exons. The record is from RefSeq and is a predicted model, not a curated record. The coding region runs from base 1 to 1698 and encodes 565 amino acids. Gene Ontology annotation, molecular function: transmembrane transporter activity.
AUGACAGUGACAGAUACCAUAUCAUCGUUCGAAGCCGGUCCUUCAAAGCCCUCGACGACUCAAACGCAGUACACUCAAUCAACCCCUCACAUUGACCAUGGAACGUUUACUCGUCCGACCGGUGACGAGCGUGACAAUGGCGCCCAUGGAAGCAAGCUUCAAUUCUGGAUUGAUCGUAAAGUCACAUUAGCCUUCUUCCCACUGUGCCUAUUGACUUUGAUGGUAGCGCUCGAAGCUGCCUCACUCUCUAUUGCACUUCCAGUCGUGACUGAAGAUUUAGGUGGCUCGGCCAUUGAGGCUUUCUGGAGCGGAACCUCAUUUGUCUUGUGUUCUGCGUGUUGUCAGCUGAUUUUUACAUCACUAUCAAGUGCAUUUGGUCGCCAACUUUUGAUUAUCAUUGCAGUCAUCUUUUUCCUCGUGGGGACUAUUGUGUCUGGCGUGGCGAUAAACUUCACCCAGAUGUUAGUGGGCCGCUCCAUUCAGGGUACCGGUGGGGGUGGCAUUAUUGCCCUUAGUGAGGUAUCUGUCGCCGACAUGAUUCCGUUCCGAUUGCGAGGUGCGUAUUGGGGUGUUCUGGGGUCGAUGUGGAGCGUCGGAUCUGUUAUCGGGCCUAUAAUGGGAGGUGGUUUCUCAACGAAUUCGGACUGGAGAUGGAUCUUCUAUAUCAAUAUUCCAGCUGCAACUCUUUCGAUCCCUCUAAUACUUAUAUACUUGAAAAUCAAGACCAAGAAGACAGCCAGGCGGGAGAAGCUCAGGAAUUUUGACACAGUCGGAUUAGUCCUUUUCGUAUGCAGCACUGCAUCCUUCCUGGUGGCUCUCAGCUGGGGCGGAGUGAUGUAUGCAUGGCAUUCUUGGAGGGUGCUAGUACCCUUGAUCAUUGGGACUAUCGGCAUGAUUGGGGUGAUGGUCUACGAGACCCAUAUCCCCAAAGACCCGAUUUUGCAAAUCUCAGGGAUCGACAACCACUCUUUAUUAAUCAGUUAUAUUGGCACAGUGUUACAAGGGCUUACGCUUUGGUGUAUCCUGUAUUAUCUCCCUCUCUAUGGGGAAGCAGUACACGGCUUCAAGCCCCUCUCAGCUGGAGUCGCAGCUCUACCACUUGCAUUUGCCAUUGCUCCGAGCGCCUGCGUGUCAGGAAUUGCUGCGGUGGUCACAGGGCGCUACCGGAUGAUCAUCUGGAUCGGUUGGGCUGUCGCUACCCUAGGCUUCGGUAUACUCUGCUACUUUGAUCGGACAACGAAGGGGGCUAUUUGGAUCGCUCUUAUUGCAAUCCCAGGCUUAGGCCUGGGUGCACUUGUGACAAGUAUUGCGUAUGCCAUUCAGGCUUGCUCGGAGACUCGCCAUUUAGCCACUGCGACUGCACUCUUUAGCUUCUUUCGUGCAUUUGGGCAGUCGCUCGGUGUGGCCAUUGGCGGCGUGAUCUUUCAAAAUCGCAUGGAGGCAAACUUGCAAAGGUACCCAGCCUUGGCACCGAUGGCAAAGAAGAUAAGCCACAAUGCUGUCGCUAUGGUGGGAGAGAUGCAGACCGCACCACCAUCGCAGAACAAGGAUGAUCUCCGCCAAGCGUAUACCGACAGUCUACGGGCUGUCUGGGUUUUUUGCUGCAUUUGUACAGCAGUUGGGGGUAUUGUGAGUCUCUUCACGAAGGAGUACAGUAUAGAUCAAAAUCAUGACACGGACCAAGAGCUUGAAAGGUAA